Serpula lacrymans var. lacrymans S7.9 is the source of this 984-nucleotide messenger RNA. RefSeq lists its product as uncharacterized. The record is from RefSeq and is a predicted model, not a curated record. NCBI's taxonomy places the organism in Eukaryota, Fungi, Basidiomycota, Agaricomycetes, Boletales, Serpulaceae. Bases 1 to 984 code for a protein of 327 amino acids. The transcript is spliced from 3 exons.
AUGCCAACUCCAGGCCUAUCUCCUGAUCUGACUGCAGACCAGGAUCCAUCUGUCUUUAUUUCGACCACAUUUUUUCCCGGUGCCGAUAUUAACCCACAUCUAUCAGACCUUGUACUUUCUUCCUCAGAUUCGGUUUUGUUUUACGUGCACGCACAUAUACUGUUAGCCUCCUCGGAUAACGGCUUCAAUUCGCUGCUCCCAUUUACCUCAGAUAAUAGGCUUUCGCGGUUUCACACUGGAGAAAAUCAUAUUGCUGUUGCAGAAGACUCAUCAAGUUUGAAUAUAGUACUCCACAAUAGUUAUGAUAUUUCCUCUGCUCAGUACUCGCCUUCUUUUGAAACACUCGUGUCUGCGGUUGUGUCUCUACACACUUACGGCAUCUCCCUCGACCGUUGCUUGGUGCCAUCGACACCUCUUUAUAACUCUCUUCUGUCCCAUGCACCUCUUCGGCCUCUGGAGUUAUAUAUACUCGCUGCAUCCUACGAUCGGUAUGAACUGGCAGUAUCGACCUCAUCUCACCUUCUGUCUUUUACCCUUUCCUCGCUCACGGAUGACAUGGUGGACAAGAUGGGGGCAAAAUACUUGAAGCGCUUGUUUUUCCUUCACUUCGGCCGUACCAGCGCCCUCAAACGUCUUCUUCUACCGCCUCCUCAUCCACAUGCCCCAACAAAUUCAUGUAGUUUUUCCGACCAAAAAAGUGUGUCAAGAGCAUGGGCUCUGGUUGCUGCUUAUCUUGCCUGGGAUGCUAGACCUGAUAUGUCUACGCACACCAUCAAAACGGCGUUAUGUUCAUUGGAGGAGCAAGUCGAUUGUGAUAUCUGCCGAACCUCACUGAAUGAGCGAAUACGCGACCUGGUGAUUCAGUGGUCUCUCAUCAAAGUCAGCAUCUCACUCACAUUCCUUGGCAACAGCGCACCAUAUGAGUACUUUGGUCACCCUUGCCGAACACUGUUGAAUCGAUUAAUGCAUGCCCCUCGCAUUUAG